CCGUAGCCAGGCGCCAUCUUUGACGCUGGCAGUCUUGGAUUUCUGCUGGUGCUGCUGCUGUGAGGACGGCGGGCGGCAGCGGCUAAGAAAGAAGAAAGACGUGGCAGCAAGCGGGAGUCGGGGACACUGUCGGCGGUUCGGUAAAGUUUCUGUUCUCUGGGUCCCACUACUUGGGAGAUACUCUCAAACUCCACAUACUGAAAGCCACCGACCUAAAUCCGGAUUGAUGAAAUCGUAAUGAAGAACACCCCCUAAAGUCCCAUAAUCGGUGCGGAUUCCUAUGGGGAAGGCCCAUGUUGUUGACAUCUUGCAGGCCUUGGUUCUGGACCUUGAGAAGGAGGCUGUGGAACUAGUGAUAGCGAUGCUUUUUAGGAUUUGGGGAUAUUCCCUGCCCAAAAAUUUCCUGGAAAAUUGACUAGUAUUAAGUGUGAGUAAAAGGUGUCCACUUUUUUUUAAGUUUCGAUUUUAGUUUUGUCUUGGAUAGUAUUUGGCAAGAUUUAGCCUAGAAAUUAUGUAGUAUUUAUUACAUGAGAAUCAAAAUUGCUUUGUUACGGGGCUGGUUUCAAAAUUUAGAACUCAUUUCUAUGUAUCAAAAUCGUUUUUUGUUUUUGUUUUUUGGGUUUUUUGUUUUUUUUUGUUUUUUGGUUUUUUUUAAUUCUUAAAUGGUAAAUGUACCAUUGUGAAAUGAAAUUUCAACUCCAAAAGUUUACCCUUUUACUAACUGGAGUAAUUGAAUAAUUACAAAGUCUUUAGUUGAGCCAUCACUUGUGGGGAAAAGAAAAAAAAAAAGAAACUAGGCUGCAUAAGCAAGCCUUCGCAGGGCCAAUAUUGAAUGUCAUGCCAGUGACACUGGAAGAAAAAGUCUUCCCUUAGAUAGAAGCUUUCUGUAUUUUGACAGCGCCAGUUCAGGAUGGCUAUAAUGCUGCUCUGCCUUCUACAGCUUGCUGCACCACUCUGUAGUUACUCGAUAACUAUACGUUUCUAUCUUUUUUGGUUAAACACUCCCUGAAGAUGAUAAAUAUGAUAAUGAUGUACGUACAUCCGUAUUAUACACAUUGAUUCAUGUGUAAGGCUUUCCCUUCAUGUUUAUUCUGUGGGUUGGGCAAAAUUUAGUGUAACAUACCAAUACACGUCAUGAUACUUUGGUAUAAGAGUAAGUUCACUAUUUUUAUAAUGAACCCAAAUCUGAAGGCUUUUGUAGUGUGUUUUAAAAGGGAAAACUUACCCAGAUGUUUUAUUUCUACACAUUUGUGUAUAUGUGUGUGUGUGUGUAUAAGCCAGUUAGUAUAUAUGUAUAUGUAUAUUAUAUACAUAAAACACUUUAUAUUUUUUCAUACAAGUAUGCUUUUAUUAUACAGAUAAUAAAGAUGGGGGAAGGUUUCUGUUUUUUUCUUAAUAGGUGAAGAAAUCUUGAAGACCAGAAAUUGGAUCUUAUUGAAUUUUGGUGUUCUUUUUCUUUUUUCUUUUUCUUCUUUCUUUUUAAAUUCUAUUGUUCGGCUAUGGAAGAUGGAUUUUUUUUUUUUUUUCCCAAUAAUCCUUUGACUCUGAAGUUCAUCUUUAAAUGAACUCUGUUUUUGUUGGUUUUUAUUUUUGUUUUUGUUUUUGAGGAGAUAACUAAGCCUAGCUGUCUCCAGUCUGACAAAGGUUAUUCGAAUGGACUUAAUCUCCCAGUAGUUGGGAGAUGUUUUAAAAACACACGUCCUGUGUUUGAAUUGUGGCUGAGAGGUUUCCUUGGCAAUGUGAGGAGGAAAAUUCUUUCUGCCCCAUUAUUAUUAAUUCAUGGAUUGAGUGUUGGUUCGACCUACAGGCGUAAUAGAUUGGAACUCAGUGAAGACACAGAGGUUCCUGUUGAGAGCAACCAGCUAAUGAUUGCAUUUUAAAGACGAUUUCUCUGAUUGAGUUGUCUUUUGGAAGACUAAACCCAUUUCAAGAGGACUUGGAGCUGGUCCUCGCCUUGAGGAAGCAGUGGCUUGCUUUCAGGAAGCCAUUUCUGAUAUAAGGAUCUACUCAGCAUGCCUAAUCAAGGAGAAGACUGCUAUUUUUUUUUCUAUUCUACAUGUACCAAAGGUGACAGCUGUCCCUUCCGUCACUGUGAAGCUGCGCUAGGAAAUGAAACUGUUUGCACAUUAUGGCAAGAGGGGCGCUGUUUUCGACAGGUGUGCAGGUUCCGGCACAUGGAGAUUGACAAAAAACGUAGUGAGAUUCCUUGUUACUGGGAAAAUCAGCCAAUGGGAUGUCAGAAACUAAACUGCGCUUUCCAUCACAACAGAGGACGUUAUGUUGAUGGCCUUUUCCUACCUCCAAGCAAAACUGUGUUGCCUACUGUGCCCGAGUCACCUGAAGAGGAAGUGAAGGCCAGCCAGCUCACAGUUCAACAGAACAAAUUGUCUGUCCAGUCUAAUCCCUCCCCUCAGCUGCGAAGUGUUAUGAAAGUAGAAAGUUCAGAAAAUGUUCCUAGCCCCACCCAUCCACCAGUUGUAAUCAAUGCUGCUGAUGAUGACGAAGAUGAUGAUGAUCAGUUUUCCGAGGAAGGUGAUGAAACCAAAACACCCAUCCUGCAACCGCCUCCUGAAGCUCAUAAUGGAUUACGGACAGCCUCUGCCCGGAAACCUGGAGUCAGUUUGAAGCAAGGGGAAUGUUUGAAUUUUGGAAUAAAAACUCUUGAGGAGAUUAAGUCAAAGAAAAUGAAGGAAAAAUCCAAGAAGCAAGGUGAAGGUUCUUCCGGAGUUCCCAGUCUUUUACUCCAACCUCAGCCCAUUCCAGGUCCUGAAAAAGAGAAUGUCCGGACUGUAGUGAGGACAGUAACUCUUUCCAGCAAACAAGGAGAAGAACCCUUGGUAAGAUUGAGCCUCACCGAGAGACUGGGAAAACGAAAAUUUUCAGUAGGGGGUGACAGCGAUCCUCCGUUAAAGCGUAGCCUUGCGCAGAGGUUAGGGAAGAAAGUGGAAGCUACAGAAACGAACACUGACAAAGCACCAAAGAAAGUUCACGUUUCCAAGUCUCUGAAGGAGCGAUUAGGCAUCUCAGCUGCUCCCAACAGUGAGGAGGCAGCAGAGCGAGGCACUAAAGUUGGUGAAAUCCAUGUGAAGACAUUAGAAGAAAUUCUUCUUGAAAAAGCUAGUCAGAAACGUGGAGAAUUGCAACCUAAACUGAAGACCGAAGGACCUUCAAAAGUUGAUGAUGCUACUUUAGGAACAAGAAGCCCCUCCACCAUCAGAAUCAAAACCUUCUCUGAGGUCCUGGCUGAAAAGAAACAUCGGCAGCAGGAAGCAGAGAGACAAAAAAGCAAAAAGGAUGUAACUUGCAUCAAGCUAAAGACAGAUAGUGAAAUUAAAAAAACAGUGGUUUUGCCACCUGUAGUUACCAGCAAAGGACAAUCAGAGGAGCCCACAAGUAGAGCGAAGUCUAUGUGGGAGGUGCACAUCAAGACGCUGGAGGAAAUUAAACAGGAGAAGGCACUGCGGGUACAGCAGAGCUCUGAGAGCAGCACCAGCUCCCAGCCUCAGCCUGAGGCCACCCCAGGGGCAAGGCGGCUUCUCCGAAUCACAAAAAAAACAGGUAUAAAAGAAGAGAAGAAACUACAAGAAGGGAGUGAAGUUGCUUCCCAGAGCGGGCUUAAUAGAACAGAAGCUAAAGAGGUUUCAGAAGAGACCACAGGAGUUGGCAUUACUAAAAUUCAAGUCAAGAGAUGUGAGACCAUGAGAGAGAAGCACAUGCAGAAACAGCUGGAGAGGGGACCCUCACAGAAGGAGAAAUCAGUUCUGACACCUCUCCGGGGAGACGUAGACUCUUGCAAUACUCAGAUAGGAGAGAAGCCGGUGCUCACUCCUGUGCCGGGCCUUACACGGCACCUGGCAAAGCGGCCUUCCACAAAGUCGUCCCCAAAGGCAGAGGUGGAAACCUCAGGCAGUGGGGACUCGAUAUUGAAUGUGAAGUGUGCAGCACAGAGCUUGGAAAAACGGAGUAAAGCUAAACCCAAAGUCAAUGUGAAGCCAUCUGUGGUUAAAGUUGUCUCAUCCCCCAAACUGGCCCCCAAACGCAAGGCAGUGGAGGUGCACCCUGCUGUCAUUGCAGCUGUGAAGCCCCUCAGCUCCGGCAGCGCCCUGCAGGAAAGCCCCACCAAAAAAGCAGCUGUGGCAGUUGUCCCACUCCUUUCGGAGGACAAAUCAGUCACUGUGCCUGAGAUGGAAAAACCUAGAGACAGUCUUGUGUUGCCUCCAACCCAGUCCUCUUCAGAUUCCUCCCCACCAGAAGUAUCUGGCCCUUCUUCUUCUCAGAUGGCCACGAAAACUCGCCGACUCAGUUCCACCUCGACAGGAAAGCCCCCGCUUUCUGUGGAGGAUGAUUUUGAGAAACUAAUAUGGGAGAUUUCAGGAGGGAAAUUAGAAGCUGAGAUCGACUUGGAUCCUGGGAAAGAUGAAGACGACCUUCUGCUUGAGCUGUCAGAGAUGAUUGAUAGCUGAAGGCGGUAGAACAUUUAAAAAAAAAAAAAAAAAA
Molecule: messenger RNA, 4497 nt
Organism: Lontra canadensis (Northern American river otter)
Lineage: Eukaryota; Metazoa; Chordata; Mammalia; Carnivora; Mustelidae
Gene: ZC3H11A
Product: zinc finger CCCH-type containing 11A
Exons: 20
Coding region: 2013-4463 (816 amino acids)
Molecular function (GO): metal ion binding
Source: RefSeq, a predicted model, not a curated record